Molecule: messenger RNA, 1815 nt
Organism: Opisthorchis viverrini
Lineage: Eukaryota; Metazoa; Platyhelminthes; Trematoda; Opisthorchiida; Opisthorchiidae
Exons: 2
Coding region: 1-1815 (604 amino acids)
Biological process (GO): protein K69-linked ufmylation; regulation of proteasomal ubiquitin-dependent protein catabolic process; response to endoplasmic reticulum stress
Cellular component (GO): endoplasmic reticulum membrane
Molecular function (GO): UFM1 ligase activity
Source: RefSeq, a predicted model, not a curated record
AUGGCUACUUGGGCUGAAGUUCGAGAACUCGCGGCAAAACUCAAAACAACCCAGGACAAAUCAAGCGCCCUGCGUCUGUCAGAGCGUACCUGGGUAGAUAUAGUAAAAUACCUGACCAACACAAAUCGCCUUAAACUAAUCUUCACAACAGAUGGACGAUCUUAUCUGACGCGAGAAGAACUGCAGAAGGAAAUCCGUGAAGAGGUUGAGGCACACAACGGUCGGGUUACUCUGAUGGAACUUGCUUCAAACCUUGAUGUUGAUCCUUUGAUUGUCGAAGCAAGACUUUCUGAGGUGAUCGUUGCGGACGCACAAUCCAAGUGCGCGGAUCGUUUGAUUAGUAUUCCAGGAGAGGUCAUCAGCGAGUCGUACGUCCGUCAGGUGGCACACGAAAUACAAGAUCGCCUGGAGGAGCGCGGGGAGGUUACCAUUGGUGAACUUGCUACGGUAUUCGGACUCCCUACUACCUUUCUGGUGAAUAUUCUUAACGAGUAUCAGGGUUUACUAUUUCGAGUUCAGAAGUACGGAGAGAAGUAUAUUACUGACACUUUUAUGGCCAAAAAUAGAGCCAUGGUUCGCGGCUACUUCACUGCAAUUAUGCGUCCUGUGACGCUUUCCUCCGCGGCUUCAAAGUUGAAUGUCCCUGAGAACUUACUCUCUGGGAUUGUUGGAAGUUUGAUUGCUAACGGACAACUGUGUGGCUGUUUGAUAGCUGGACGUGGUACGUACGUUCCGACCUGUUACUCUCGUGCCGAAGACUCUUAUGUGCGUGCUUUUUAUUCGCAAAAUGGCUACGUGGAGUGGACGUAUUUGAAACGGCUGGGCGCGACCGAUCCAGCUUCGUAUUUGCGUUCUCUGCUACCGAACGCUGUGCAUCUCUCCGGUGUUAGCAUGGGUCCGAUGGCCAUUGACCACUUGAAAGCUGUUGUUGAGGAGGCAGCUCGUGAUGCGACCUGGGCGGAUUUAUCUCAUUGUCUUCCAGCGGGGCUCAGUGUAAAAGAUCGUAUAGAUUUGGUUACGAAGCAUAUUAAAAAGCUUUCACUUCGUACUGUCGAAGAUGGACUGUUUGUUGUAUCAGAAGAAUUCGUAAAUGGAUGCAUGAAGCACUUUGAUAAACUAAUACGCGAGCGAGCAGAGUUGGCUGCACGGGAAAAUCGUCAAAACCUGGCCGCGUCACACUCGCGUAACGCUGCUUCGGAACUUAAUGCCGAACUAUCAAAACGUUCCCACCACACGAACAAGGGCGGAUUCGGCAUGGGUGCACGAGAAAUCAAGAUGAAGAACGUUAAGAAAAAAUACUUGCCAUCGAAACGUCGACAAGGUGGUGGGCAGCUGGAAGCCGAUGCAGAUCACGAUGGCUACGAUGUGUGGACAUCAUCUACUGAAUCCGUCUUUGCCAAAUGGAUUUCAGCAGACGAACUGAACGACGUACUGAGCAAUGCGUUGUCUUCAGAAUUACCUGGAGAAAUAGUCUCUGGCAUAGUUUCAUGUUUACUACCGCAACUUGAACGUUCGUUUUCCAACAUCCUGGAUUCCAUCUUUGUGCCGAAUUCCGAUACAGCUCGCAGACGAGAAACCAUUGCGCAAACUCAGGAGGUCAUUAACAACAUGCUAUUUGCAAUUCAGGCAAGCAUUUUUUCUGUCUCGCGGGAACGUCGGAUUAGCAAUGUUGAGGUACGCCACAGGGUUUUAAGAAAGGUCUCUCCCACGAUGGAUGAAUUACCCAGGCUUCUUAGGUUAUGCUGGUUAGGACAUGCCUCUGCAUCCCAGAAUACUGUCUACCCCCAGAGCUCCUUUCACGCAGCCCUGCAUUGA